This is a messenger RNA of Motacilla alba alba, 6137 nucleotides long. RefSeq names its product multiple EGF like domains 10 (gene MEGF10). The record is from RefSeq and is a predicted model, not a curated record. The transcript has 25 exons. Gene Ontology annotation, molecular function: scavenger receptor activity; protein binding. Bases 46 to 3522 code for a protein of 1158 amino acids. Lineage: Eukaryota; Metazoa; Chordata; Aves; Passeriformes; Motacillidae.
CCAGCCUGGGUGGCUGCAGCUGGAGGGGACAGCAGGACCUCUGAGAUGCAGUUUGUCCACCAGCUGGCCUCGUGGGAAACAGCUCCAUUUGGGCUCUUCUUCCAAAAUGGUCAUCUCUUUGGAAAGAUGGUUCUUCAUUUCAACUCCCUUUUUGGCUUCCCUGUCAUACUCCUGUACCACUGGAUGGGUUCAACUGUGUCUUUGAAUCUGGAAGAUCCCAAUGUGUGUAGCCACUGGGAAAGUUACUCAGUUACAGUGCAAGAGUCAUAUCCACAUCCUUUUGAUCAGAUUUACUAUACCAGUUGUACGGACAUCCUGAACUGGUUCAAGUGCACACGACACAGGAUCAGUUACCGAACCGCCUACAGACAUGGUGAGAAGACGAUGUACAGGCGCAAAUCCCAGUGCUGCCCUGGAUUCUAUGAGAGCAGGGAAAUGUGUGUCCCUCACUGUGCUGAUAAAUGUGUCCAUGGCCGUUGUAUUGCUCCCAACACCUGUCAGUGUGAGCCUGGCUGGGGAGGACCCAAUUGCUCCAGUGCGUGCGACAGCGACCACUGGGGACCCCACUGCAGCAGCCGCUGCCAGUGCAAGAACGGGGCCCUGUGCAACCCCAUCACCGGCGCCUGCCACUGCUCUGCAGGCUUCAAGGGCUGGCGCUGCGAGGAGCGCUGCGACCCUGGCUCCUACGGCAACGACUGCCACCAGAAGUGCCAGUGCCAGAACAGAGCCACCUGCGACCACGUCACCGGAGAGUGCCGGUGUCCCCCCGGAUACACCGGCGCCUUCUGUGAGGACCUGUGUCCCCCCGGGAAGCACGGCCCACAGUGCGAGGAGAGGUGCCCGUGCCAGAACGGAGGCGUCUGUCACCACAUCACCGGGGAGUGCUCCUGCCCGCCGGGAUGGAUGGGCAUGGUCUGUGGUCAGCCUUGUCCUGAAGGUCGUUAUGGGAAGAACUGCUCCCAGGAGUGCCAGUGCCACAACGGAGGCACCUGCGACUCAGCGACAGGCCACUGCCACUGCAGCCCAGGCUACACAGGGGAACGGUGCCAGGAUGAGUGCCCAGUGGGGAGCUAUGGGCUGCUUUGUGCAGAGACCUGCAAGUGUGUGAAUGGUGGGAAGUGCUACCACAUCAGUGGUGCCUGCCUCUGUGAGCCUGGCUACACUGGGCAGCACUGUGAAACCAGGCUCUGCCCCGAGGGGAUUUAUGGCCUCAAGUGUGAUAAAAAGUGUCCCUGCCACAUGCCCAACACCUGGAGCUGUCACCCCAUGUCUGGGGAAUGCUCCUGCAAGCCAGGCUGGUCUGGGCUGUACUGCAACGAGACGUGUUCCCCGGGCUUCUACGGGGAGUCGUGUCAGCAGAUCUGCAGCUGCCAGAACGGGGCUGACUGCGACAGCGUCACUGGCAAGUGCACCUGUGCCCCUGGAUUUAAGGGUGCAUCUUGUGGUACCCCUUGUCUCCCUGGGACAUAUGGAGUGAACUGCUCCUCUGUGUGCAGCUGCAAGAACGGGGCCACCUGUUCACCUGUGGAUGGCUCUUGUGCCUGCAAAGCAGGUUGGCAUGGUGUGGAUUGCUCCAUAAAUUGCCCCAGUGGCACGUGGGGACUGGGCUGUAACCUGACCUGCCAGUGUCUUAAUGGAGGGGCUUGCAAUGCUCUGGAUGGCACCUGUACCUGUGCCCCAGGAUGGAGGGGAGAGAAAUGUGAACUCCCUUGCCAGGACGGUACCUACGGCCUGGACUGCGCCGAGCGCUGUGACUGCAGCCACGCGGACGGCUGCCACCCCACCACGGGCUACUGCCGCUGCCUCCCGGGAUGGUCAGGUAUUCACUGUGACAGUGUGUGUGCUGAGGGGCAGUGGGGUCCAAAUUGCUCCUUGCCUUGUUACUGCAAAAAUGGAGCAUCCUGCUCUCCAGAUGAUGGGAUCUGUGAGUGUGCACCAGGAUACAGAGGCACCACUUGCCAGAGAAUCUGCUCGCCGGGGUUCUACGGCCACCGCUGCAGCCAGACCUGCCCCCAGUGCGUGCACAGCAGUGGCCCCUGCCACCACAUCACGGGCCUGUGUGACUGCCUGCCUGGAUUCACAGGAGCCCUCUGCAAUGAAGUAUGUCCCAGUGGCAGAUUUGGGAAGAACUGUGCUGGAAUAUGCACCUGCACCAAUAAUGGGACUUGUAAUCCUAUUGAUAGAUCCUGUCAGUGCUACCCUGGAUGGAUUGGUAGUGACUGCUCUCAGCCUUGCCCACCUUCCCACUGGGGACCAAACUGCAUCCACACGUGCAACUGCCACAAUGGAGCUUUCUGCAGUGCCUACGAUGGGGAGUGCAAGUGCACCCCGGGCUGGACUGGCCUUUACUGCACACAGAGGUGUCCCCUGGGGUUUUUUGGGAAGGACUGUGCCUUGAUCUGCCAGUGCCAGAACGGAGCCGACUGCGACCACAUCAGCGGGCAGUGCACGUGCCGGACGGGCUUCAUGGGGCGGCACUGCGAGCACAAGUGUCCCCAGGGCACGUACGGGUACGGAUGCCGCCAGAUCUGUGACUGCCUGAACAACUCCACCUGUGACCACAUCACGGGGACCUGCUACUGCAGCCCAGGCUGGAAGGGGGCCAGGUGUGAUCAAGCUGGUGUAAUUAUAGUGGGAAACCUGAACAGCCUGAGCCGUACCAGCACUGCCCUCCCUGCUGACUCCUACCAGAUAGGAGCCAUUGCUGGCAUCAUCAUUCUUGUCCUGGUUGUGCUCUUCCUGCUGGUGCUGUUCAUCAUUUACAGGCAGAAGCAGAAAGGGAAGGAGACACACAUGCCCACUGUGACCUACACCCCUGCUAUGAGGGUCAUCAAUGCAGAUUACACCAUUUCAGAAACCAUCCCUCAUGCCAAUGGUGGAAAUGUCAACAGCCACUAUUUCUCUAACCCCAGUUACCAUACUCUGACUCAGUGCUCCAGCCCACCUCAUGUCACCAACAUGGAGAGGCUGACCUUGGCAAAGGCAAAAACCAGCCAGCUGUUUGUGAACCUGAAAAAUAUGGAGCCUGGAAAACGAAGCGCUGUCAUGGACUACACAGGAACACUGCCAGCAGACUGGAAACAUGGUGGCUACCUCAAUGAGCUUGGUGCUUUUGGACUUGAUAGGGGAUAUGUGGGGAAGUCCCUGAAAGACCUGGUGAAGAACUCAGAGUACAAUUUAAGUAAUUGCUCACUGAGCAGCUCUGAGAACCCCUAUGCUACUAUCAAAGACCCACCAGCUCUGGUGCCAAAGAGUUCAGAAUGUGGCUACGUGGAAAUGAAGUCCCCGGCGCGUCGCGACUCCCCCUACGCCGAGAUCGCCGGCUCUGCCACAGCCAGCAAGAACGUGUAUGAAGUUGAGCCCACGGUGAGCGUUGUCCAAGGCGCGUUCGGCAGCGGCGGCGGGCGCCUCGGCCAGGAUCCCUACGACCUCCCAAAAAACAGCCACAUUCCAUGCCACUACGACCUGCUUCCUGUCAGAGAGAGCCCCACGCCCUCCACAGAGGGGGUCAGCAGCAAAUGACCCCGCAAGGAGCUGAUGCCUACAACCCUGGGACUCUCAAGGGGCAGAGUGGCACGGUCGUGCUCCUUCCUCUCUCGUUUACCAUCUCUCUUGGCUCCUGAUCUGUCCUGCAGAUAAUUGCUGUACCUUAAGCAGAAUCUCAGCACGAGGUCUGUAUUGUGUAUACAAGUGACAGAUGGACAAAUGCCACACUCUGGGGAUCCUGAUUCUUCUUCUUUUUUUUUUUUUUUUCAUGGCAGUAAAUUUUAUAGAAACAGGUAUGCAACACAUUUAUACUGUAAUAUACUGGCUUAAAAAAUAGUAGUUUGCAGAUUAGUCUUGAUAACAUCACAUUUUUAGCAACUUCAAAUAUAGGCUUCACGUCUGUCAUGUUCCAGAGUAGGAAUACUCCCACGACAGUGCAAUUUACCAAAUACCACUUUGUACAGGUGAUCUGAUUCACCAGUUACUCACUAGUAGAAGGAAAACUGCCUUGCCAAAUUUUACCUUCCAUUCUUAUCUUUAGUCAAGACAUGUUACAAGAAACAAGAUCUGAUGGGGAUAAGGAAGCACAGUGUUGCAGUUGUAUGGGAAAUCCACCAUCAGGCUUUGCUGUCCAUUGCAGGUGGUGGAUGUACUUGGCUUGAAUAGUUCUGGAGACAAAAUAAUUGCGUACAUCAAUAUUUACAUGAUGCUUCAAGAUCUCAUAGUACUGUAGACCCAGCACCAGUCUUCAACAAGUAUUUUGCUACAGUUCAGCUUCAUACAUUGCAGUUCUGACCACUAUUUCUGCCACACACAAAGUAAUAAUCCACGACAUAUCAGCUAUUACUUCAAAAAAUAUGUAAAUUGAAUCAGUUUAUUUUUGUCACCACGGACUGAUUACGUAAGGAGUGGACAAAGGUGAUGACUUCUGUAAAUCUUAACUGCAAGGAAGGGUUUACAUUUUAUAAAAAGGUAGUAAUAAUGACUGUAAUAUAGGAUAAAGAUAGUCAAGUGUUCUCAUUUUUUUUUCUUUGAAAUAACUAAGCAAACUCUGUGCAUACUUGCUAAAAAGGCACCUUUUCUUUUUUUUUAUAGUUGAUGUAGGGAAACACAUGCUUAAGCUGGUCUUUUGCAUUGCUAAUAAUGUGACACAUGUACCCCCCCUCACCUCCAUUAACUUCUCUCUCCAUUUUUACGCUGUGUGUCUGUGUUUUUAGUGAACUAGCUUGUAACUGAAAAAAAAAAUUCUAGUAGGUGUGUGUGUGUGUCCAUUUCUUUUGCAUUUUUGCCAACUGGCCUUUUGUUUGUCCGGUACAAGGGACCUCUGGGCAGACCAAGAGGAGCAAAAUGAGAAUUCACAGUGAUGUCUGUCAUGGGUGACUAAAAAAUACAUAACAGUUCAGACUGAUUCAUUAAUUCAGGGGAAGAAAAUCAAGGUGUUUUUUGUUGAAAAUGACAACAAGAAGCCAGAAGAGAAGUAAAAAACAGUUCCUCCUUAAAGUUUAGCUUACUCUGUUGAUCAUGUGGAUGGAGACCAUCCUCCCAAAACAGCCCCUUUUUCCCAAAAGAGGCUUUCAGUCCUUCCAAAAUAGUCUAUUACAAGCUGCACGAUUUGGUGGAAAUUAAAAUUCACCAAGGGAUCUGUCCACUGGACAGAAUUUUCCCCAAACACGUCAACCUGAAGAUAACGUGGUGGUUUAUAGAUUAGAUAUCCUCUCUCAGUGAGAAGGUAUUUUUUAGGAAGCUAAGAGUGAGGUGCCAGCAUUUAACAUGGCCUGGCAGUGCCUCUGUACCACCUGGUCCCGAGGGUUGGUGUGUCACUGAUGGAAGGGGAGAAGGAUCCUGGCUGGUUGGCAGUUCCCUGGGCAUUUCUGGUAUAUCCUUGGAAUAAAGAAUUCCAUUACCUUUGGAUUUGGAAAGUACAGAUAUUAGCUAGGAGAUUUCUAAGGCUCCUUGCCAUUUAAUCCCUGUCUAAGAUGAAGUAUUGAUUGGGUUUGUAUGCAUCUAGAUAAAAUGUAGAGCUACUGGCAUAUACCCUUUUUUUUUUUUUUUUUUGUAUUGUGUGACUUUAAAAUAAAACCUUUCUUCUCUGAAGCCAUGAAUAGAAAAUGCUGCAUUUAACAACUGGGAGUUCAUUAAAAUUUCUUACUCUUUGAAGACCACUAGGUAAAUUAUCUUCAUCAUAUAAACAAUUCUUUUAACAUGGAAAAGGGAAGAGCUGAAUAAAUAAUGUGAGUUUUUUUAGAUUUCCAGCAUAUCACAUAUCCUCAAGGGAAAUAUUCAGUCAAAUAUUCAUGAAAAUAGAUGAGUUUACUGUCGUUUUGCUUAUUGUGUGUGUUCUAAAUGUACUCAUGACUGGGGUUUGCCUUCCUGCACGUGGGUAAAACUCCUGCUGGGUAGUCAGCAGCAGCAGUGUCUGCAUAAAUCUGAGCUGGAUGUGCAGUACCUGCAGGGCAAGCAAAUGGCUUGUGAGUUUACUUCAGAGAACGAUUCCUGGUGAGGUGCUCAGAACACUCAUUUCCUGGAGUGCACUCUGCUCUCAGCCUCAGAGACCCCCAGUUCAGUCCUGGUGCCUGCCAGACAGCUCUUCCUGCAGGUCCCACUGUGGUCUUCACACAAUUCAAACACUUCUGAAGGUGCAUUCUGUAGGG